Messenger RNA from Aspergillus clavatus NRRL 1, 2739 nucleotides. RefSeq names its product chloride channel protein. The coding region runs from base 1 to 2739 and encodes 912 amino acids. The transcript has 3 exons. Gene Ontology annotation, biological process: transmembrane transport; chloride transport. The record is from RefSeq and is a predicted model, not a curated record. NCBI's taxonomy places the organism in Eukaryota, Fungi, Ascomycota, Eurotiomycetes, Eurotiales, Aspergillaceae. Gene Ontology annotation, cellular component: Golgi apparatus; membrane; early endosome. Gene Ontology annotation, molecular function: voltage-gated chloride channel activity.
AUGCCGCGCUCUGUUCCCCCCAACUUAGUGUCUAUGCCUCCAAAUGAUGACCCAAACCGUGGUGGAAUCGAUAAUCUCUACACUACCUCGCGCACCGCUCCUCCUUCGCCGUCGGCCUUCAGGCGCAACAACAGCCUCCUGUCAGAACCCCAUACCGGCUAUCAGUCGUUAGAGUCUCAUAUGGAAGUCGGGGAAACCACCAGUCUAUUGGGGAAGCCUCGAGAUGGGCGUCGAGGGGUUCCGCGACGAUCGUACACCAGCAUCUCCGCCGUUCCGGGCCCGGAUAGCUAUCUGCGACACUCAUUGACCUCGGGCAGUCUGCGUCGAUCGCGCCACCACAGCCGUGCAAAUUCACAGUCCUUGCGAUUCAGCAGCCGAAGGGGUAGCAUCGAUGAAGAUCGACAUGAAAGCCUAGCGCCCUCAAUGAAGGAUGGAAUGACCGCUUCCUUCCUCGAUGAGCGGAACUGGUACGAUCAGUUCACCUCCACCGAUUGGGUGCACGAUAGCAUCGCCGAUGGAGCCCGUCUGCGGGAGCUGCGCAAGCGCAAGGAUAUCCGAGGGCGACUCCUCGCUGGGUUUGACGGUUCCCAGGGUUGGAUUCUGGUCGCCGUGAUUGGCUGCAUCACCGCUGCGAUCGCCUAUUUCGUGGACGUGACGGAGCAUUUUGUUUAUGAUCUGAAGGAAGGCUUUUGCACCACUGGAUGGUCCCGUAAUCGGGAGAGCUGCUGUGCCGAUCCUCUCGACUGCUCCGGAUGGAAGUCGUGGUCACAGAUUCUGGGUUCCUCAGGGGCCGGCACAGGGUGGCUCGAUCACGCCAUGUUUAUACUUUGGAUGGUGGUGCUGUCCGUGAUCUCGUGCUACCUGACAUUAUUCACCAAGACGGUUGUUCCGUCCUCGGUCUCACUUGCAACCUUGGAUGAGAAUCUCGGUGCUGGAAGUAGUCGAGGCACGAAGCAUGUCGGUUCACCCCACGAUUCUCCCUCAUCCUCUGAAAGUCCGCGGGAGCCCUAUCAAACCAUCCCCACGCGCCCGGCAAUGGUCUAUUAUUCUGCGGCAGGCAGCGGAGUCGCCGAGGUCAAAGUCAUCAACAGUGGUUUCGUGCUUCAUGGCUACCUGGGAUUCAAGACGCUGGUGAUCAAAACAAUAGCUUUGGUCUUUAGUAUUUCGUCUGGUCUCAGUCUUGGGAAAGAGGGUCCGUACGUGCAUAUCGCGGCCUGUGUGGGAAACAUUGCUUGCCGUUUGUUUUCUAAAUAUAAUACCAACGACGGUAAGAGGCGUGAAGUCCUCAGCGCUAGCGCUGCCAGCGGUGUUGCAGUCGCCUUCGGAGCCCCGAUCGGCGGAGUUCUGUUCAGCCUGGAAGAAGUCAGCUAUUAUUUCCCGCCCAAGACUCUCUUCCGAACCUUCUUCUGCUGUAUCGCGGCUACUCUUUCUCUGAAGUUUCUGAAUCCCUACGGUACCGGCAAGAUUGUCCUGUUCGAGGUCCGCUAUAUCACUGACUGGGCGAUCUUCGAGAUCGUCGUCUUCAUGCUGCUGGGCGUGCUGGGAGGCGCUGCCGGCGCACUCUUCAUCAAAGCCUCCAGCAUGUGGGCACGGUCAUUCCGCCGGAUCCCGGUCAUCAAGCGCUGGCCUAUGCUGGAAGUUGUCCUCGUUGCAGCGGUGACUGGCGUGGUCAGUUUCUGGAAUCGGUACACCAAGCUGCCCGUCUCCGAACUCAUGUUCGAGCUGGCCAGCCCCUGCGAUCAUGAGUCUCUGUCCUCAACUGGCCUGUGCCCGACCGAAGAUGGAAUCGGCGAGAUCAUCCGCUACCUGCUGGUCGCUUUCGUGAUCAAAAGUCUUUUGACGGUGGUGACGUUCGGGCUCAAGGUACCUGCGGGUAUCUAUGUCCCUUCGAUGGUGGUCGGUGGUCUCAUGGGCCGUAUUGUCGGCCAUGUGGUGCAAUACCUGGUGUUGAAGUUUCCGAAUUUCUUCCUGUUCUCGACCUGUCCGGCAUCCUCGGGCACGGAGUCUUGUGUCGUUCCAGGCGUCUAUGCGAUGGUCGCUGCGGGUGCGACUAUGUGCGGUGUCACGCGCCUAUCCGUCACCCUCGCUGUUAUUCUGUUCGAGCUGACGGGCAGUUUAAACCAUGUGCUUCCAUUUUCACUGGCAGUGCUCUGCGCCAAAUGGACGGCGGAUGCCCUUGAACCGCGCAGUAUCUAUGACCUGCUGACCGACAUGAACUCCUAUCCGUUCCUUGACAACAAGAUCCAGCUUCUUUCCGACGCGGAGCUUGGGGAUAUUGUUCGGCCAAUUCGUAGAAGUCGCAUCAUCGACAUUUCGGAAUCCUCUUUAGUUCCCGCGACUGAGCUGCGCUCCAAGUUGCAACAUCUUCUCAUGGCGGGUGAGCUCGACAGCGGCCUCCCUAUUCUUCGUGACGACAUUCUGUGCGGUAUCAUUCCAGCACCGGAUCUCGAGUAUGCUCUUGACACCAUCGAAGAUGAAGAGCAUACCGUGUGCCUCAUGUCGAUGGACUCCAGCUCGGCGGUGCUUGAUCAGGACUAUGACCAUGGCAUCAUAUGGGUGGACUUCCGUCGGUUCAUUGACCCGGCCCCUAUCUCUCUCGACAUACACUCGCCCGUCGAUCUUGUCUACCAAUGUUUCGCCAAACUUGGAGUGCGCUAUCUGUGUGUCCUUCGCGACGGACAAUACGCCGGCCUGGUGCACAAGAAAGCGUUCGUCAAAUAUGUCAAACAGAACGAGUGA